Molecule: messenger RNA, 1648 nt
Organism: Vombatus ursinus (common wombat)
Lineage: Eukaryota; Metazoa; Chordata; Mammalia; Diprotodontia; Vombatidae
Gene: SEPTIN4
Product: septin 4
Exons: 12
Coding region: 119-1489 (456 amino acids)
Biological process (GO): cytoskeleton-dependent cytokinesis; regulation of exocytosis
Cellular component (GO): septin ring; microtubule cytoskeleton; synaptic vesicle
Molecular function (GO): GTPase activity; molecular adaptor activity; GTP binding
Source: RefSeq, a predicted model, not a curated record
UGCCGAUGCGGAGGUCGGUCUGCAGGCAAACAAGCAGGCAGGCAGGCAGGCAGCGCAGCUACAGCCGGGAAAGCUAGGGUGCUGUCCAGGAGGAGCCGGCCCGGCCCGGGCAGCGGCCAUGAUUAAAAGAUUCCUAGAGGACACGGAGGAAGCAGAGCUGGCUGUGUUUGUAAAAGAGUUCCCUGGGGGUGAUGUCCCCCAUCCUGAGGCAAUGGGCCCUUCCCAACUAUGCCUCCCUGCUAUCCUGGAUCCCUAUGAAGAGUCUGAGACCAAAGAGUCUAGGAGUUCCUCUCGGAUCCAGCCAGAAACCCAAGCUCACCUCUGCAUCUCUUCCUCAAGCAUGCUCAGCUUCUCAAGCAGGCCUCGAAGCCCCUGGGGCAGGCUGGACCCUUAUGACUCCUGUGAGGAUGAUAAGGAGUAUGUGGGAUUUGCCACUCUCCCCAACCAGGUUCAUCGAAAGUCUAUGAAAAAGGGCUUUGACUUCACCCUCAUGGUGGCAGGAGAGUCCGGGCUAGGCAAAUCCACCCUUAUCAACAGUCUCUUCCUCACUGACAUGUACCGGGACCGAAGAUUAUUGAAUUCUGAAGAACGGAUCAUGCAAACAGUGGAGAUCACUAAACAUACCAUGGACAUCGAGGAGAAAGGUGUCAAGCUGAAGCUCACAGUCGUGGACACACCAGGUUUUGGAGAUGCUGUGAACAACACUGAGUGUUGGAAGCCAGUGGCAGAUUACAUUGAUCAGCAGUUUGAACAGUAUUUCCGGGAUGAAAGCGGCCUCAACCGUAAGAACAUUCAGGAUAACAGGGUGCAUUGCUGCCUGUACUUCAUCUCUCCCUUUGGCCAUGGGCUCCGACCCUUAGAUGUGGAGUUCAUGAGGGCCCUGCAUCAUCGAGUCAACAUUGUGCCCAUCUUGGCCAAGGCUGACACGCUGACACCCAAUGAAGUAGAGCACAAGAAACGAAAGAUUCGAGAGGAAAUUGAGCACUUUGGAAUCCAGAUCUAUCAAUUCCCAGCCUGUGACUCUGAUGAAGAUGAGGAAUUCAAGUUACAGGACCAGGCUUUGAAGGACAGUAUCCCUUUUGCUGUCAUCGGCAGCAACACUGUGGUGGAGGCCAAAGGACGGCGUGUUCGGGGACGGCUCUAUCCCUGGGGUAUUGUAGAAGUGGAAAAUCCAGGGCAUUGCGACUUUGUGAAGCUGAGGACCAUGCUGGUACGCACCCAUAUGCAGGAUCUUAAGGAUGUGACAAGGGAAAUACAUUAUGAGAACUAUCGGGCACAAUGCAUCCAGAGCAUGACUCGAAUGGUGGUGAAGGAAAGAAAUCGCAACAAGCUGACUCGAGAGAAUAUUUCUGACUUCGCCAUCCCAGCAGCAUUCCUGUCUGGGAUUGACAUAGAGACUGAGAAGCUGCUCCGGGAGAAAGAUGAGGAGUUGCGAAGGAUGCAGGAGAUGCUGUAUAAAAUUCAGAGACAGAAGAAGGAGAAGAACUAGUUAGUUCCCUUGCCUUGGAUGUAUGUCUCCUCCUCUUUCUCCUGGCUCUUCCCAGCUCUUGAUCUGCUCUGGCCCCUCAAGCUACUGCCACUUCGCCUUAUGUCCCUGCUGCCUCCCUAGAGACUCAAAAGAAAUAAAGUCUAACAAAUCGGAAUCUGA